CUUAGCUUGUUCUCGGGAUCGGGAUCUGGAUCAGCCAUAUUCCCUUCCAACUAGCCACACCGGUGGCUCCCCUCAAACUACAGAAAAACCGUUUCUAAUCCUUCGCCACCUUCUCAGCUGCUGCUAACCGACAUUUUGAUUACGCCGACCUCGUCCCGGAGCUCCGGAGUGUGUCACGGAGCUAUCGCACCGACUGCCGGACAUGGGGCAGCGGUGGCGGCCAACCUGAGAGUCGAGGGUCAGAACGACGCCAGAUUUCCGUGAGAAUAGACCACAUUUGCCGGGAUUAACGCCGAUGUAGAGCGCGGGCCUGAGGGCUGAACGGCGACGACACGACGGGGCGAAAAUAACAAGCGGAGACACACCGACACCCAGACGGCUCAAAAUGUCGGGAAUGUUUUCCCGGAGCUAACGAGUUAGCUGCGGUUAGCCGGCAGAAAGCGGAGCCUCGGCGGCGGCCAACGGUCUCAGCGGAGGGGUUGGUGACGGUGGAUCAGCGUUCCGGGUCAGGAUGUCUGCUCAGGUCCGUCUAAAGCGGCUGGAAGAACUGCUCGUGGAGCAGAAGGCGGCCGGCUGUGUGAGCAUGGAGACGCUGCUGGACCUGCUUCUCUGCCUCUACACGGAGUGCUCCAGCUCCCCGCUGAAGAGAGAGAAGCACAUCACUGACUUCCUGGAGUGGGUGAAGCCGUUCACCACCACAGUGAAGGACAUGAGGCUGCACAGAGACGACUUUGAGAUGCUAAAGGUGAUAGGAAGAGGAGCUUUUGGAGAGGUUGCUGUAGUGAAGAUGAAGCACACUGAAAGAGUUUAUGCCAUGAAGAUUCUUAACAAAUGGGAAAUGUUGAAGAGGGCUGAGACAGCAUGUUUCCGUGAGGAGCGAGACGUCCUGGUGAAGGGAGACAGUCAAUGGAUCACAACUCUGCACUAUGCCUUCCAAGAUGACAACUACCUGUACCUGGUGAUGGAUUAUUAUGUGGGUGGGGACCUGCUGACUCUGCUCAGCAAAUUUGAAGACCGUCUUCCAGAGGACAUGGCCAAGUUCUAUGUCGCUGAGAUGGUGCUGGCCAUCCACUCCAUCCACCAGCAGCACUACAUCCACAGGGAUAUUAAACCAGACAAUGUUCUGCUGGACGUGAAUGGACACAUCCGCCUCGCCGACUUUGGGUCCUGUCUGCGCAUGAUGGAGGAUGGCACAGUCCAGUCUUCUGUGGCUGUGGGCACGCCAGACUACAUCUCCCCAGAGAUCCUGCAGGCGAUGGAGGACGGGAUGGGCCGCUAUGGACCAGAGUGUGAUUGGUGGUCUCUGGGAGUCUGUGUGUAUGAAAUGCUGUAUGGAGAAACACCGUUCUAUGCCGAGUCGCUGGUGGAGACCUACGGCAAGAUCAUGAACCACGAGGAGCGUUUCCAAUUCCCCUCGCACGUCACCGAUGUGUCUGAAGUCGCCAAAGACCUGAUCCAGCGUCUGCUGUGCUCCAGGGAACGCCGCCUCGGUCUCAAUGGCAUCUCUGACUUCAAGGGCCACCCCUUCUUCAGUGGGAUUGACUGGGACAACAUCCGGUCUGCUGAGGCUCCCUACAUCCCUGACGUGUCCUCACCCACUGAUACCUCCAACUUUGAUGUUGAUGAUGAUGUUCUCAAGAACCCGGACAUUAGCCCUCCAGUGUCCCACACUGGUUUUACUGGUCAGCACCUUCCUUUUGUCGGCUUUACCUUCACCACUGGCAGCUGCUUCUCUGACCACAGUUCUGUAAGUCGGGCUGGGCUUGAGGUCCGACAGCAGGAGGAGGGUGGAGGUGCUGGACAAGAGGUGGAGGUGUUUGAAAAGAGGAUCCGUCGAUUGGAGCAGGAAAAACAGGAGUUGAACCGUAAACUGCAGGAAUCAACUCAGGCCUUGCAAGCUCCGGCUCGAGGAGGAACUCUGACUCGAGACAAAGAGAUCAAGAAGCUCAAUGAGGAGAUUGAACGGCUCAAGAAAAAGCUAGCAGAAUCUGAUAGGCUGGAGCACCAGCUGGAGGAGGCAGUUUCCCUUAGACAGGACUACGAGAGCUCUGCCUCUAAACUGAAGACCGUGGAAAGACAGGUGAAGACCCUAAGACAGGAAAAGGACGACGUACACAAGCAGCUGUCUGAGUCUCUGGAGCGUUUGAGGAGUCAGACGAAGGAGCUGAAGGAUGCACACUCUCAGAGGAAACUGGCUCUGGCAGAGUUUUCGGGGCUGUCAGAGAGGAUGGGUGAGCUUCGCUCCUCCAAACAGCGUGUGUCCCGUCAGCUCCGGGACAAGGAGGAGGAGAUGGACACCCUGCUGCAGAAGAUGGACACCAUGAGACAGGAGAUUCGUAAAACAGAGAAGAACCGCAAGGAGCUGGAGGCUCAGUUGGAUGAUGUGAAGGCAGAGGCAUCUAAGGAGAAGAAGCUGAGGGAGCACACUGAGGUUUACUCUAAACAGCUGGAGACUGAGCUUGGGAACCUAAAGUCCCAGCAGGGUCGGGGAGCAACGGCAGGGGGGUCUGAGUCACAACAGGAGUUGUCCCGUCUGAAGGCUGAGCUUGAUAAGAAGAUCCUGUUUUAUGAGGAGGAGUUGCUGAGAAGGGACUCUGCCCACUCCUCUGAGCUCAAAAACCUCCGCAAAGAUCUGCAUGAGUCUGAGGGGGCCCAGCUCAUGACCAACAAGGAGCUGUUGCAGAUUCGAGACAAACUGGACAAGCUCAAGAGAGAAAGACAAGCUGAGAUAGAUGAAGCCAUUGCAGCUGUAAAGAAGAAUUAUGAACGAGAGAAAAAUAUACUGACAGAAGAAAACCAUAAACUCACAGCUGAGACAGACAAGCUGUGCUCAUUUGUGGAUAAACUGACUGCUCAGAAUCGGCAGCUGGAAGAUGAACUUCAAGACUUGUCGUCUAAGAAGGAGAGUGUGGCUCACUGGGAGGCCCAGAUUGCAGAAAUCAUCCAAUGGGUGAGUGAUGAAAAGGAUGCCCGAGGUUACCUUCAGGCCCUGGCCACUAAGAUGACAGAGGAGCUGGAAACACUGCGCAGCUCCAGCCUGGGAACCAGGCCUUUGGACCCUCUGUGGAAGGUGCGGCGGAGCCAAAAACUGGACAUGUCAGCUCGUCUGGAGCUGCAAUCUGCUCUGGAUGCUGAGAUCAGAGCCAAGCAGCUUGUUCAAGAUGAGUUGCGCAAAGUCAAGGAUGCCAACAUCAGUCUGGAGAGUAAGCUGAAGGAGUCUGAGGAGAACAGAAGAGAGGCAAUGGAGCAGAUGGAGAAUCUUAAAAGGGAGAUGGAGGAAAAUCGUUCCUGCUCUGAUAAAGGUCUGAAGCUUCCAGACUUUCAGGACUCCAUCUUUGAGUAUUUCAAUACAUCACCUCUGGCUCCAGACCUCACCUUCAAAUCUACAGACAUCGACUACACCCCACACAAAUUGGAGAUCUCCCCCCAAAUGCCCGCUGCCACCUCAGAACAAGAGGAAGUCACGGCAACGCCAGUCCCCGAGAGUCCCUCCCCCACAAACCAGAGCUCAGCACUGACCUUAUCAAAGCCCAAAGCUCACCAGCUGAGCAUUAAGACAUUCUCCAGUCCGACUCUGUGCACACACUGCACCUCACUGAUGGUGGGACUCAUUAGACAAGGAUAUGCCUGUGAAGUGUGCUCCUUCAUCUGUCACGUGUCCUGUAAAGACCACGCCCCCCAGGUCUGCCCCAUCCCAGCUGAGCAAGCCAAAAGGCCACAGGGCAUUGAUGUCCAGAGAGGCAUUGGCACUGCAUACAAAGGCUAUGUCAGGAUCCCGAAGCCUACUGGGGUAAAGAAGGGUUGGCAGCGAGCAUUUGCUGUGGUGUCUGAUUGUAAACUUUUUCUCUACGACGUUGCGGAGGGAAAGUCCACCCAGCCUGGCGUGGCAGCCAGUCUGGUUCUUGACCUCAGAGAUGAGGACUUUUCUGUCAACUCUGUCUUAGCAUCUGAUGUGAUCCAUGCCACCAGCAAGGACAUCCCCUGCAUCUUCAGGGUUACAUCCUCACAGCUGAUAUCGCAGCUCUCCUCUCUGUCUCUGCUGGUCCUGGCAGAGAGCGAAGUAGAGAAGAAGAAGUGGGUCAGAAUUCUAGAGGGGCUGCAGAACAUUCUGACCAAGAACCUGCUGAAAAGCCGGCAGGUCCACAUUCUGCAUGAGGCCUAUGACGCAUCACUGCCCAUCAUCAAGACCACACUAUCCGCGGCGGUGCUCGAUAGGGAGAGGGUUGUCCUGGGAACCGAGGAUGGAUUGUUUGUGGUUGAGGUUACCAGAGAUGUUAUCCUGCGAGCUGCCGACAGCAAAAAGGUUUAUCAAAUCGAUUUGCUUCCAAAAGAGAAGAUCAUUGUUCUUCUUGGUGGUAGGAACCGUCAUGUUCAUCUUCACCCCUGGGAGGUUCUGGAGGGCACAGAACCUGCCUUCGACAUAAAGCUGGCAGACACAAAAGGCUGCCAGGCUCUGACCACAGGAGUCCUCCGACCAGGAGGCCCAGCCUGCUUGCUGGCUGCUGUCAAACAAAAGGUUCAGUGUUAUGAGAUCACCCGAGCAAAGCCACACCAUAAAAAGCUGUGGGAGGUUCAGGCCCCUGGCGUGGUGCAGUGGUUGGGAAUGGUGAGGGAGCGCCUGUGCGUUGGGUAUCCCUCUGGGUUUGCUCUGUUGGCCCUGCAGGGGGAGUCAUCCCCCAUCAGCCUAGUGUACCCAGCUGAUCCGUCUCUGGCCUUCCUGGCACAGCAGCCCCUAGAUGCUCUGCAUGCCCUGGAGGUUGGCUCUAACGAGGUUUUGCUGUGCUUCAGUCAGCUUGGCGUCUAUGUUGAUGGACAAGGCCGCCGCUCCAGAACCCAGGAACUGAUGUGGCCUGCGUCACCCCUUGCAUGCAGCUCAAACUCAUCGCACCUGACGGUCUAUAGUGAAUAUGGAGUCGAUGUCUUUGACAUUCACACCACAGAAUGGGUCCAGACGAUCUCCCUACGCAAGAUCAGACCUCUGAAUAUUGAAGGGACGUUGAACCUGCUGAGUUCAGAACCUCCACGUUUGAUUUACUUCAGCAACACCUCGUCAGAGGGAGAUCUCACCAUACCUGAAAAAUCUGAAAACAGCAGGAAGUUGAUGGUUCGAACUCGCAGCAAGCGGAAGUUUCUUUUCAAAGUUCCAGAAGAGGAGCGGCUACAGCAGAGGAGGGUGAUGCUAAGGGAUCCUGAGCUCAGGUCCAAGAUGAUUUCUAAUCCUACAAACUUUAACCACGUGGCCCACAUGGGACCAGGAGACGGGAUGCAGGUCCUCAUGGAUCUUCCUUUGGUUGGUGAUGUCACCUCCCUCUCCCUGUCCCCCUCCCCUUCCUCGUCCUCCUCCCGUCACACCCUCAUCUCCCCUCCCUCCAACUUUGAGCACGUGUAUCACAUGACGUCAGCAUCGGCUGGCGCCUUCUUGCAGAAAGACGCCUCCUCUUGUUCCUCCUCCCAGCAGAGCCUACUGCAGCCUUCCUCCUCUUCUUCCUCUCCCUCCACCUCUUCUUUGGGAAGGAGCGUGAUGCCUUCCUCUCAGGACGAGUCUAUCAGAGAUAAACCCCGGCCCCUGUCCACCAUCUCCCGGCAACAACGAAACAAGACGUAUAUCACACGCACGGCCUCAGAUUUUGGAGGUGGAGCUUCAUCCCGCUCUGAGCUGGACCAGGACCUGGACCGGGAGCUGGACUCGGACUCCACCAAGCAUUCAACCCCCUCCAACAGCUCUAACCCCAGCAGUCCACCCAGCCCCAACUCCCCCCACCGUAGCCAACUGACUCUGGACAGCCUGGAAUCAGAGCCCUGAGACUGACGCCCUCCCCCUUAAGCCGAAUGAACCAGUCAGGCUGCAGACGGCGUGUUUUACCUUGGUUUUAUUGUGAUGGAGUCAGUCUGCACUUUCUGCUGCUUUUAUUUUGUUGGAUUUUAACUCCUGGGAAACCCUGCCCCCCGGUUUUAUACCCACCCCUGCUUACAGCUGCUGUGUUUGACCUUAUCUUCUGGAUGGCUCUGUGGGACCAGUUGCUUCCUUUCCUCCUCUUGUGUGUAUUAAAUAACUUCCUGUUAAGCAUUAGCACUGUUAGCCACUGUGCUAACUUUUGGCUAACAUACAGACAGGAGAUCUCACUCUAAUGGGGGCAAAAAACUGAAAUAACUUUAAUGUUUUUGAUAAAAUUGCACAUUACCAUCUUGUUGUUGUAGGAGAAAAAUAAUCUUUGAUUUUUGUGUUAGUGACACCUUUCUGGUGCCCCCCUCCUACCACCACCAGUUUGACUACAGAUGGAGGUGAAGUGGAGUCACUACUGAACACCACUUCUUUUCUUCCUCCAGAAUCAUCAUUUACAGAGUCUUUGUAAUUAUGAACCUGCAGCCAAACACAAUAAAUAAGCCUGAAGAAAGUCA
Betta splendens (Siamese fighting fish) is the source of this 6399-nucleotide messenger RNA. It is a transcript of the gene cdc42bpb, whose product is annotated as CDC42 binding protein kinase beta (DMPK-like). The coding region runs from base 512 to 5803 and encodes 1763 amino acids. Gene Ontology annotation, biological process: peptidyl-threonine phosphorylation; actomyosin structure organization. Gene Ontology annotation, molecular function: protein serine/threonine kinase activity; ATP binding. The record is from RefSeq and is a predicted model, not a curated record. Gene Ontology annotation, cellular component: cytoplasm; cytoskeleton. Lineage: Eukaryota; Metazoa; Chordata; Actinopteri; Anabantiformes; Osphronemidae. The transcript has 38 exons.